Messenger RNA from Salvelinus fontinalis (brook trout), 6190 nucleotides. Its product is annotated as 5-hydroxytryptamine receptor 7-like. The record is from RefSeq and is a predicted model, not a curated record. The transcript is spliced from 2 exons. Gene Ontology annotation, cellular component: membrane; dendrite. Gene Ontology annotation, molecular function: G protein-coupled serotonin receptor activity; neurotransmitter receptor activity. Bases 1872 to 3110 code for a protein of 412 amino acids. Gene Ontology annotation, biological process: smooth muscle contraction; circadian rhythm; vasoconstriction. NCBI's taxonomy places the organism in Eukaryota, Metazoa, Chordata, Actinopteri, Salmoniformes, Salmonidae.
UUCUGUACGUAAAUCUGUAAGUAAAUCCGAGACACUACUUUUCGUAUGAUAUGUUACAUUUGGUAUAGUUACAUCAUUUUACGGUGGAUCGGUGGCCAUAUAACACCAACGUCUAGCAACCCAAAGGUUGAGAGUUCAAAUCUCAUCAUGGGCAACGUUAGCAUUUUAGCUAAUUAACAACUUUUCAACUAUUACUACUUUUUAGCUACUCUGCAAACUAUUUUGCAUGUCAACUAAACCUUCCCCGAACCCUAACCCUAACCUUACCCUUUAACCAACUCCUAAACUUAACUUUAACCCGUACCCCUAGCCUAGCUAACGUUAGCCACCUAGCUAGUUUUUGUAACAUGUCAUAUGUUUUGCAAAUUUUUUAAAUAUCAUACGUUUUGCAAAUUCGUAAUCGAUUGUAGGUUUCACAAAUUUGUAAGAUAAUGUACGUUUUGCAAAUUCAUAACAUAUAAAACGAAUUGUAAUUUGUAACAUAUCAUUGAUGGACAUCCACAAAUUAGUACAUAAAAUGCGAAAUCUCAGAUUUAUGUACAUAAAAUACGAAAUCUCAGAUUUAUGUACAGAAUAAUACGAAAUCCUCUGAGACCAGGUUGGUUUAUUACAUUUCUAAAUGACUCUUAUUGCUGUCUCCCUUGCUCAAAUCAGUUACUGUUAUAUUGUUACACAUAGUCUCUGACAUUGCUCAUUCUGAUCUUUCUUCAUUUCAACUUUUUUUUUUUUGGGGGGGGGGGAUUAUGUGUGUAUUGUUUUUUUAAAUUAUUAUUGCUAGCUAUUAGGCCUACUGCCCUGUUGGAGCUAGAAACGCAAGCAUUUCGCUGCACCUGCGAUAACAUCUGCAAAUCUGUGUACCCAACCAAUAAAAUUUGAUUUGAUGAACUGACUACGCUAAAUUAACAGUGUAUUACUGUGUAAUUAUUCUUGUAGUGUAGCCUAUCAGGAAUUGGGCUAAUUAUGUUACAUUGUUACACUCUAGGUCUACUUAAGAACAAUGUAAAAAGCCUAAUUACAAUUAUAGUCUGUGUUGUAUCCUACCUACAAGUAGGCCUAAUAAGAACCCAGUAAGGCUAGAACAAAAGGUUUAUCCAGUAUAUUUUUCAAAAACUUAAAUAGAAAAAAUAGCUAUCCUACAUUUGAUUAUGACUACAUUUAUAGAUUUAGCCUACCCAAAUUGCCCCUUGCCAUUAAAAUAGAUCAAUCCUAAAUAGGCUAUAAUAUGCCCUAUAUAAAUCUAUGUGUAAAAAAAAUGAUAUUGGAUGGCGCAGGAUGGCGCCAAAGGGUGUGUUUCAAAGUGUAUCAAUCGCCCCCCAUCCCCCCUCCCCGCCCCAGCUUCUGUACUCUCUCUCUCUCACACCCACACACACACACACUUGGUGAAUGUGUUGCUCAGUAAAAAUAAAUAAAUAAAGCAUGAAAUUCUGUGAUAGGCCUAUGAAUACACUUUAUUUUUAUUGAAUAAUGUCCAACCAGCCUAGGCUACAUCUACGCGGGUUCUUCUGACGUCAUCCCGGUAUAUUCCCUUUCGCUAAUAAAACAUUUUCUCAGUGAGUUCUUUGCUGCGGUAGCCACUCGCGUGAUGGUGACCAAUGAAUCGCAUUACAUUUGACAAUGUAUUACAAACCAAGCUUGUUAACCGGAGUCUGUUUAUCCUAUUAAUCUACUCUAUCCCAUUAACCUGCUGAUUUGGCACCGGUGGGUGGAUAACUGGCCUACCGGGACUGGUCAUUUGGAAGUUGUGGAAAAGACAAAGGUAUCAAUUUAGUUGGGAGGAAAUUACCAUUGUGAUUUGAUGGAUACUCAAUGCAUUAUUAAUAACGGAUUAAUAGGCAUUAUAAGAAUGGUUCCAAUGAAAUAGUGUUAAUCUUAUGAGAUCAUAUUUGACCAAAGACCUGAUGAAGGAAUUUGCCAGGACCAGCAUGACUACAGCGGGGAUGGAUCUGCGUUUGCUGAGAGCGCCCCAAACAACCAUCGCAAUUUUGCCAACUCUGAGCUUCACGGAAAAUGACACCAGCUGCGGGGAGCAGAUUCUUAGCCACGGGAAUGUGGAGAAGGUGCUCAUUGGAGGAGUUCUCACUGUGCUCACUUUGUUCACUAUUUGCGGGAACUUACUAGUGGUGAUAUCCGUGUGCUUUGUGAAGAAGCUGAAACAGCCCUCCAAUUAUCUAAUUGUCUCUCUGGCCGUGGCAGACCUGUCCAUAGCCGUGGCGGUGAUGCCCUUUGUCAGCAUCACGGACCUCAUCGGGGGGCAGUGGAUCUUCGGACAGGUGUUCUGCAACGUUUUCAUUGCCAUGGACGUGAUGUGUUGCACUGCUUCGAUCAUGACCCUGUGUGUAAUAAGCAUAGACAGGUACCUAGGCAUAACGAAACCCUUGACCUACCCUGUGCGACAGAGUGGGAGAUGCAUGGCCAAAAUAGUUCUGUCUGUGUGGCUGCUGUCUGCUUCCAUCACCCUGCCCCCGUUGUUCGGCUGGGCCCAGAACGUCAACGAUGACAAGGUGUGUCUGAUCACCCAAGACGUGGGCUACACCAUCUACUCCACCGCCGUUGCAUUCUACAUCCCCAUGUCGGUGAUGUUGAUGAUGUACUACCGCAUCUACCGAGCAGCCAAGGUGAGCGCCGCCAAGCACACCAUCCAAGGCUUCCCCAAGGCGGAGGACGAGCGCAACAGUGUUGACUGCGUGGCAGCGGCCCUGAAACUCCAGAAGGAGGUGGAGGAGUGUGCCAGUUUCUCUCGUCUGCUGAAGAACGACAGGAAAAACAUCUCCAUCUUCAAGCGGGAGCAGAAGGCGGCCGCCACGUUGGGGAUCGUUGUGGGGGCCUUCUCUGUCUGCUGGCUGCCCUUCUUCCUGAUGUCCACGGCCAGGCCCUUCAUCUGUGGGGUAGAGUGUAGCUGCGUUCCCCUCUGGGUGGAACGGUUUCUCCUCUGGCUGGGCUACGCCAACUCCCUCAUCAACCCAUUCAUCUAUGCCUUCUUCAACAGGGACCUGAGGACCACCUACCGUAACAUCUUGCUCUGCAGGUACAGGAGCAUUAACCGCAAACUCUCCGCCGCCAGCAUGCACGAGGCCAUCAAACUGGCUGAGAGACCAGAUCUGGAGAUCUAGAACAGUGUUUCUUAAACUUCUCUAACACUUUGCUACACAAGGACCGGCAAACUAUGGUUUAGAUCAGGGUGCCAAACAUACGACUGCGGCCUGUGGGUGGUUUGAGUAAAAAAACAACCUCAAUGUAGUGAUAAUGGACCUACAUUUUUACAGUCUCUUUACUAUGUCCAUCUUGUUAACAAUCCUCGAAACGAAAGCCUAAGAGUCAGGGAGCAACAGUCAGGGAGCAUCAAAAUUACAAAAAUGAGGCGCAAAAUGAGUUUGACAAACCUGGUUUAAAUGAAAACUUGGGCUUGACAUAUGACUAAAUUGGAGCAGAUAACCAUCUGUGGUCCACAGGUCCACAGACCAUGGGUUGAAAAAACUACUCUAGACUGAGGAAUCCUAUUCAGUUUAUGAGGAGAGAAGGCUAUAUGCAUGUGCAUAGAAUAACUGACAUUAUUGUUCAUACCUGGCACACACAAGAACAUUAGAUCCACAUCUUGUCAGGUUAUACACAGUACAUUUUGCAGUGUUCAUUUCACUUAAAGAGUUCAUUUUAACACUACCUCAGAUAACAUAUAGUCCCACUCUACAGAGUGUAAAAAGUACUUUGAUUGUAGUGUUACAUUUGGAGUGUUAAUGUAACAAUUCAUAUUAUAAAAUAUUAACAUUUCAUUACACGUGCCACUGUUACAGUAAGUGAUUUUGGGUGUUGUUUUAACACUAUUUGGUGUAAAGACUAAUUUGCAUAUUUCCCAUUGUGCCUUUUCUUUUCAAUUGAAUUGUAGCGUUACCACCCACGACUGUAUUUGUUAGUGACAAAGACAUGGUUGUUGAAUUCUUUCCUCUUAAAGACCUGCUAUAAUAAAAAAAUUAACUUUAUGACAAUACAUUACAUAUAUCAUAAGGCUUUAAUAUGAUGGCCUAGUUUUACGCUAACAAAUCCUGGUUUACAAAUUACAGGCCACAUCAGGCCUGCAAGUCCAAUUACGCUGACUGGCAAAGUCAUGUGUAAUUCCUUUUUUAAAUUCAGCCAGUUAGGAUAUCCAACAGUUGGAAUUUCUAUUUACCCUCAACCUGCAUUCAGAAUGACUACCAGGGUUAGCAACCUGGUCUCAGAGCAUUUCGUAUUAUUCUGUAUGUAAAUCUGAGACACUCCAUUUAGUAUGAUAUGUUACGUUUGAUAUGGUUACAUAAGAUAGAUGGUUACUUAAUGCAAAAACAAAAGGACGGUGGUUGGUCGGGGUGGUUGAGUGGGCGUAUAACACGGGAUGAGUGGGCGUAAAACAUGAACAUCAGGCAACCUAAACAACUUUGCAACAGCUUGUUGCAACAAAUGGCUAUAAUAUUUGCAACAAAUGUUAGCUAACCCUUCAGCAAACCCUAACACUAACUUUGACCCUUUAAUCUAACUCCUUAACCCUAACCCCUAGCCUAGUUAAUGUUAGCAAGCUAGCUAACGUUAGCCACCUAGCUAGAAUUCAUAACAUAUCAUACAUUUUUCAAAUUUGUAACAUCUGGUAAAUUUUUGAAAUUCGCAACAUAUAAUACGAAUUGUAAUUUGUAACACAUAAUAUGAAAUGGGUGAUGGACAUCCACAAAUGAAUACAUAACAUAUGGAACGCAACCUAUCAUACCAAAUGUGUGCCUCAAAUACAGAAUAAUACAAAAGAGUCAAAUCAAAUUUCAUUUGUCACAUUCAUAUGUUUAGCAAAUGUUAUUGCGGGUGUAGCAAAUUGCUUGUGUUUGGUCUUAAACCAGGUUGGGGUUAAGAGAUCUAAAAAAAAAAGGACACUAACUAAACCAUAUAGACCGGAACAACCAUUUCACUACUGGGUGCAAUAAAUUAAACUAAUUGAUUGGAUUAGUUUAGAAACAUGUAUGUUAUUUAUCUUUGUAUAACAUAAGAUUCAUCAAUCAAUCAAUGUACAUGGGAUGGUGGUUCAAUGUACAAUCCACAAAAAAACUGCCUGCAUAGCAUGCUGGGAAAUAUGAUAAUGAUGGUUGUGGUUUUGAUGGGACUGUUUUACUCUCCACAGUGUAAAACAAUAACUCUGGUCAUUAACACCAACACUGGGGUUCUUUUACACCAAUGAGUGUUAAUUUCACUCUAACAGAGGGAAUUUAAAGGUGCAUUAUGCAGAAAUUGCUCCACCUUUUCCCGGUUGCUAAAAAUAUUGUGUUUGAAGCUGGGGAACAAAACAAUGUAAAAAACAAAAAACAAAACUUAAAAAUGGGAAGCAUAAAAAUAUUUGAUCAUGUCGCCCAACAAGUUACAUGUCCCAGCUUUAAGUCCUGAAACUAUUGUGUGCUGUAGCUUGGAAAAUAAAUAAAUAUGACUCUGGAUGACAAUAUAAUGAUGUUUGUUUCCAACAUUAGGGCUGUUUUCCUAAAACAGUUAAAUACGGUUUGUGUUUUGUUUCCUUGCCAAGAUACUAACGAGUAUUGUGAUACUAGUAUCGUCCCAGCCCUAACUGAAAUGCACAUAACAUUUGUAGAUAACAUAGCACACUAUUGUAUUUGAUGACAGGGCAAAUAAUAGUCUACGACUGUGACAGGACAAAAUGAUGCUGUCAUGUUAUUUUGUUUUAUAUAUCUCUGUGUAUUUGGUACUUGAAGUUGAAAUCAUUCUCAGUGCAUAAAGUUCGUGUGAGUAAUGUACGAGUAAAAAAAAGUCAUAUUUUAACAACAUCGACACAGAUGGUGAGUCAUCCUUCCAGUUGUGUAUUGAGUAACAGGUAAAUUAUUGUGUGUUCAAGGAACAACCUUCGAAACCAUGUGAAAUUGUAAUUAUUAUGUAUAGAAUGUUGACCAUUAUCAGAAAGUCAUGCAACACAUUCAUGUUAGUAACCUACUUAUAGCUGAAUAGUAUGACAGUUGUUGAUCUGGACGUUUGGUUAAAUUUACCAUGUACGUUUGUUCAUUUGUUCAUUUAUAUCAGCUUUUUUCGACUUGUGUGAUAACACGAAGGAACACGUUGCACAGUAUUUACUGAUGUGUUGAUUAACAUUUUUGGUAGCGUUCAUUUUUUUUGCCUCAUAGUUUUUACGUUGAAAUGGUUUAUAUUUUACAUCAAUACACUAAGUCAAUACAUCAUG